This is a messenger RNA of Wallemia ichthyophaga EXF-994, 1776 nucleotides long. RefSeq lists its product as uncharacterized. The transcript is spliced from 3 exons. Bases 1 to 1776 code for a protein of 591 amino acids. The record is from RefSeq and is a predicted model, not a curated record. Lineage: Eukaryota; Fungi; Basidiomycota; Wallemiomycetes; Wallemiales; Wallemiaceae.
AUGUCACUCACUCAGAUGAGCGCGGGCGUGCGUGGGCAAGUUGACAGACCCCGCGAGGAUAUACUCGACAUACACCAACUCGCGAAAUCAGUACAGGCUAACAGAUCGAAGCAUUCAUUCGAUCAAGUAACUUUCAAGGACAUGUCCAGGUUCAAGAACUCACGAGGCCAUAUAAAGCAGUUCUACGAGUGCCUAAUCCUUUACAAGUUUCUCGGGCGUCCGUCCACCGAUAUGGAACUGCACUCUAUGGAUGAUUUCAACAAGAUCCCGUACGUUAGAGGCAGAGACAUACCUGCAGACAAAUGCGCACUCGGAUUCUUCCCAGUCAGAGCCAAACUCCCUGUAGGCGUUACUCCCUCUCGCGAAAUUAUCACCAUGUGGGCUAUUGACGAGUACGUCAAGCACCUCGAUUCUCACUUUGCGUAUCACUGUAUACUACAUUUGGCGACGAGCAAAGUCGAAUGGACGAGAGUUGGUGAUUGGUUUUGCAACAAUUGCAAAAUGGUCAGCUGGGCAAAACGUGAUACUUGUGUUUACGAGGGCGAUCACAAAGACGAAAUUCCCCGCCACUUCUUAAAAAAGGAAAUUGCCCUCUGCGAACCAGAAGUUCAGACCGCUUUCGAUAUGGGCAUGCGUGUCUUCGCGCUAUCCGGAUCAUUCCAAGGAAUGGAAGCUUUAGACGGUAAACCAGGAAGAAACAAUAGGGAUAAGUCAAAGAAAGGAAGCCAGCAGCGCAGCAAUCAACGUAACCAAGCCAACAAGCGCAAUAUCCAGCCUCCUGCGUCUAUUCAACCUGCUAUGCCGGCGAAGCCUCAAGACCGUUCUCGAGACCGUUCUCAAGACCGUUCUCAAGAUCCACAGAAACCUGGCAUUCAUCCAGCUUUCAAUUCUUCAAACUUAGCAACACCAAAACAUCAACACAAACGCAGCUUGGAGAGAUCAACUAGUGCUGGUAUUAUCGGAUCAAAGCCUAUGGCUGGAUCAAAUAGCCUACUCUACAGUCCUUCUUUGCUCAGACCAUCAGUAGCCAACCCAACAUUACAACACACGCCAACUCUGGCUAGAAGUGCAAACGCAUCCGAAAGUCUCAGUAGCUACGCAUCUGUCACUCAUCGUCCACAAAUAACAUUAUCCAAUACUUCAUUUGCUCCUUUAUCAACACCACCUCAGUUACAUGCAACUGCAUCUCACUCUGCUGCAGCUACUCCUGCCAAAGGAAAAUUAUCGGAAUUUACACAAUUCACUAACGAUCUACCAGAAUAUUCACCUAUCAGUGGAUACAAGACUAUUGAAGCGUUCAAUAGGGAUCAUUUGAGAGCUGAAGCUCAUCGCGACUUAUCACAUACGACCUUAUUUCCUGGUAGUAGCGGUCCACUUGGAGUAUCUCUCUCUUCGUCACCAUCUCGUACAAGCUCACGUUUAGUUUCAUCCGCAUCAGAUUUACCACCAUUGUCGAUGACACCAAGCAACUCUACUCAAUCUGGUACAUCACCCGAACCAUCUCCAAUCGAGCCGCUUCAAAUGGACUUGUUGAACAACUACAACUACGCGAAUUACAGCAGAUUAGUUCCACGCUCGUCAGUGUCUCACUUAAAAUCACUUAACCUUCCAAACAACUAUAGCUACAAUGGUACGAAUAACUAUACAGCUGCUGCUGGUGCUGGAUACACCAUGGACAGCUACUCAACCAGAUCUGAGUUGGCGCUGAACAACUUUAUGCAGUACAUGGAUAUCAAUCAAGGCACCGCUACUGCUCGCGAAAAAAGCACGCUCUAA